Gymnogyps californianus (California condor) is the source of this 5276-nucleotide messenger RNA. RefSeq names its product solute carrier family 26 member 2 (gene SLC26A2). Gene Ontology annotation, cellular component: membrane. Gene Ontology annotation, biological process: transmembrane transport. The record is from RefSeq and is a predicted model, not a curated record. The coding region runs from base 1 to 2259 and encodes 752 amino acids. Gene Ontology annotation, molecular function: secondary active sulfate transmembrane transporter activity; oxalate transmembrane transporter activity; bicarbonate transmembrane transporter activity. The transcript has 3 exons. NCBI's taxonomy places the organism in Eukaryota, Metazoa, Chordata, Aves, Accipitriformes, Cathartidae.
AUGAAGUCCGAGCCAGCAAGGCCCUGUGCUGCAGGUAGUGUUUCCCCAAAGACAGACGCUAGGCAGAUGCUAGCUCACCUCUGCCAUGUCAUGGGAUCAGGCGUCCUUGAAAUGGCAGCAAUGGCAGAAUUCAACAACAUCUGUUCAGUGACUGAAAUGCCAGAAGGAGGUGAUGCUAAACACGGUUUCCAUCACAGAAUGUUCUUGGAACCCAAAGAGAAGAAGAGGAGCAUGAAGGCUCUGGUGGUUAAGCACGCAAAGAAAACUUGCAGCUGUACUCCAGCCAAAGUUAAAGACUAUGUUUUCAGUUUCUUUCCCGUCUUGCAAUGGCUUCCUAAAUACAAACUAAGAGAGUACCUACUGGGAGACAUAAUGUCUGGUGUGAUUGUGGGGGUCUUACUAGUCCCACAGUCAAUUGCCUAUUCUCUCUUGGCUGGACAGGAGCCUAUUUAUGGCCUUUAUACAUCCUUUUUCGCUAGCAUUAUUUAUUUCAUAUUUGGAACCUCCCGCCACAUCUCAGUUGGCAUCUUCGGUGUGAUUUGCCUGAUGGUGGGACAAGUGGUGGAUCGUGAAAUACAGAGAGCUGGCUAUGACUUAGAGCCAGCUGCGCUCAGUGUCCUCACAGAUACAGCAGCAUAUGUAAACACCACCAUUUUGCCUGUAAAUCAGACAUCGCAGAAGCUGCUCUGUGAUAAAAGCUGCUAUGCAAUUACAGUGGGAGCCACCAUGACCUUCAUAGCUGGAGUUUAUCAGGUGGCCAUGGGUUUCUUUCAAGUGGGCUUUGUCUCGGUGUACCUCUCCGAUUCAUUGCUGAGUGGAUUUGUCACGGGUGCCUCCUUCACCAUCCUAACCUCACAAGCCAAGUAUCUCCUGGGCCUAGACAUUCCACGGAGCAGUGGCAUCGGCUCCCUCAUAGCGACGUGGAUAAACAUCUUCAGAAACAUACGCAAGACCAACAUCUGUGAUCUCAUCACCAGCUUCUUGUGCUUUCUUGUACUUAUCCCAACCAAAGAGCUUAAUGAACAUUUUAAAUCCAGGCUCAAGGCUCCAAUACCAGUUGAACUAGUCGUGAUUGUGGCAGCUACUCUGGCAUCUCACUUUGGGAAGCUGAGAGAGACUUAUGGCUCAAGCGUUGCUGGACACAUCCCAACUGGGUUUCUGCCACCCCGCCCUCCAGACUGGAACCUGAUUCCUAAUGUGGCUUUGGAUGCUAUCCCCAUAGCUAUUAUUGGCUUUGCCAUCACUGUGUCCCUUUCAGAGAUGUUUGCCAAGAAGCAUGGUUACUCCGUGAAGGCCAACCAGGAAAUGUAUGCCAUUGGCUUCUGCAACAUCAUUCCCUCUUUCUUCCAUUGCUUCACAACAAGCGCAGCUCUUGCCAAGACUCUUGUCAAAGAGUCCACAGGCUGUAGGACACAAAUGUCUGGUAUGGUGACUAGUUUGGUAAUCCUCUUAGUCCUCCUUGUGAUUGCACCUUUAUUUUAUUCUCUUCAGAAAUGUGUCCUUGCUGUCAUAACCAUUGUAAACCUCAGAGGAGCCCUGCGGAAGUUCAAGGACCUGCCAAAAAUGUGGCAUUUGAGCAGAGUGGACACAGUGAUCUGGCUAGUUACUAUGGCAGCCUCAGCACUCAUCAGUACUGAGAUUGGUCUUUUGGUUGGUGUUUGCUUCUCUAUGCUCUGCGUCAUUUUCCGAACUCAGAGACCGGAGGCACCGCUGCUUGGCUGGGUGGCAGAGUCUGAGACAUAUGAAUCCCUGUCUGCUUACAAGAACUUGCAAACCAAGCCAGGAAUCGUGGUGUUCCGUUUCGAAGCACCCCUCUACUACAUCAACAAAGAGUGCUUUAAAUCCACCCUGUACAAGCAAACUGGGGUCAACCCAGUCUGGGUGAAGGCAGCAAAGAAAAAGGCAGCAAAAAGAAUGUUUAGAGAGAAAGAGGUGGAUUCUGGUGGCAACCAGGCCAGCAUCUCCACGGAUUUUGUCUCUGAACCUCUGGAGUUUCACACAAUAGUGAUUGACUGUUGUGCAGUGCAGUUUCUGGACACAGCAGGAAUACGCACGCUCAAAGAGGUCUGCAAGGACUACAGGGAGAUAGAUGUCCAGGUGCUACUGGCCCAGUGCAAUCCUUCGGUGAGGAGUUCCCUGAUCCGAGGAGAAUUCUUUAAAGAGGGGGAGGACCACCUUCUCUUCCACAGUGUGCACCAGGCUGUGGACUUUGCAUUGGGUGCACAGGGGCACAGUGGGACCAGCGCUUCUAAGAACUAGUUGUGGAAAGGCAGGAAGUUGGAACAAAGCCAGGCUGUGAGUCUGUAUGUCUAUGCAAUAUAUAUGCACUCAGAUGAAAAGAGGCAGGGUUGUUAACACACUGGUUACUAUGCAGUCUGUUUUGAUGCUUUCAAUUUGUCUGCCAGGUAUAGUGAUUCAAUAGGGGGUACUGAAUGAAGGCAAUUCUUAACUUGAUUAUGGCUAAUCUGUGAAUCUAAGAGUUUUCAUAUGGUUGUUCAUCUCGUUUCUCUUCUCUCUUGAACUUUCCAUGUCUCAAUUCCCCUCUAAGUUUUGAUCAUCGGCAUUGAAGUCUUUAUUGCAACCCUGUCUUUAUGGAUGGGACGGGAUUUUGAAGUAGUAGGGGCAUCCUGUCCAGCCAAAUUCAAGCAACUCACUUCUUGUCCCUCAUUCUGGCAUUGCUUUUCCGUAUCACCACACCCUUAUAUUUUCUAAGGAAUGACUGACAGGGACUGUUUGCUCUGGUCUUUAGUGUGGAGUGAUUGGUUGGUGAUUUUGUCACCUCCCUGAAUUUGAGAUAGAUAGAUAAAUAAAAUCUAAACAUGCAUGAAAAGGUCUUAAUGAAUAGCUUCUAAUCACCUGUCACCUCCAGAGGCUUUGGCAUUGUGUCCCGAGAGCCUAAUGCAGCCAGACAAGGGGGGCAUGGUUAUCUCAUUUCUACAUGGGCCUUUACAUGCCAGGAAAGUUUCCCUCUUUAGCUUGAAUUUCUUUUGAAUGAUUUUUUUUCAGAGGUGACUGUUUAGAAGUCUGAUUCAUGCUUAUGGUCAGUCAUUUGUUUUCCUAAUAUUUAGGAGCUCUUUAGAAUUGUGGGCGUUAGAUAUGGAAAAUCUCUAAUUCUUGAGUUUCAACAGGAAACAGUCCCUUAUAGCCAGUUUUAUAUGCCAGGCAGACAGAAUUGCAGGCACCAAAAUGAAAAGGGCCAAACGGAUUAUCCAACAUCUGUCCAAAUUUGUCCAUGUCACACAGACUUCAUGUGUGAAUCCAGGUUUUAUUGACCAUAGACCCUUUACGCGUGCUCUGUCAUGGACUUUAUGUAAUGGGGAUGGACAGGCCAAGAAAUAAAGCCAUUAGAAAAGGAGCCAGAGAAAUUCUUUGCUGAAUGUUAUUUUACCACGUUAGUGUGAAUAAAACUUUGUACUUUGAUUUUAAAUUAUGCAGAACAGUGAAGAGUACCUGUUCUUCAUGCUAAAAUACAAGCACCAGGUAGGAAGAGGUUCUCUUUUCUUACACCAAUAGAAUACAAUUAUGAAGGCAGAAUUGAGAGAUUAACGGUUUUUACUGAGUACCAGCUAUACAUAGCACACAGUACAUCCUUGGAAGAUGGUGGUUUCUCCCAGGGGGGUUUACAGUCUGAAUUGCAGGUUCUUCACAGCUUUUAAAAGGGAAAAAGUGUUUUAUACAGACAAUAUUCUCAUCCUUAAUCAUUCAAAACUAAUGAGUCAGGAGUCAAGGAAUAAAAUGCAAUAUGAAUUGUGAAACGUUUUCUAAAUAGAAAUAUAUUUUGAGUUCAGGAUUGUUGUCAUCUUUUUCUAAGCUAGGACCGGUAACUAUUCUCUUCUUUCUCUGGAAGCUGAAAUGUCACGUACCUAGCAGAAAGAUGAGUCCCAGGACUUGGCAACCUUUAUAUGUUAACUGAACUUACUACAUUUUUUAGGGCAUCAUAGCAGCAUAUGGAAAUACUGAGGGAGGUGGGGGGUGGCUGUAGCACGUAUUGAAAAGGAGCACAUAACUGAGAUCCGUGCAUUAUGUGUUCUAGAACUAGCAUUGUUAAGGAAACACGUCUCCAAGUAUCAGAGAGAAAAUGCUAAAGCUUCUGCAGUAUUCAAAAAACACAAAUCUUGUUCUUUCUCAGCCUUAAGGUGUGUUUAUACAAGGAGAUGAAUCUCAAAAUGGCUACUAAAAAGAAUUUUUUCUUUUCUGCAGUAACGUCCUGUGUGAACUUUUUUAUUCUGGGCUAAGAAUCCCUUAUGCAGUUUGGAUAAUUAUAAUUACUGAAUAGGUAUUACCAGAGUGGAUUAGCCUAAGCCGUAUAAAAGCAGUGAGUGGGGUUAACACCUAUGUAGGGAGUGAGUGCAGGAUGGAAAUUAUGUUUUAAUUCCUCACCAUACCUGUUUUGUGUUGAGUUCCCAUGCAGAGCCCCUGGCUUGGUGUCGAGAGAGAGCUGGCACACCGGCGGCAGCUCCCGCAGCUGGGUGCCGGCUUGGGAAGGCUUGUCACCGCAGGGGUUCGUGCCUGGCCACCGAUGGGCUGGCUGGUGGCAGGGGAGCGGUGCGUUCAGCUGAUGGCAGUGCCGUGGCCUGGGGGAGUCCCUUUUCAGCACAGUUUGUUCACAUUACCAGAAAGCAUCUCUAGAACUUUGAACAGAAGCCUUGAUACCAUUUUUAAACGCUGAUUUUAACUAAUGUUUUUCAAGAGAGCACAACAGUGCUAGAAGCAGUGCCUUCUUCUCAAAGCCCUGAUGAAAAAUUACAGCACAGCAAACAAUAAGCAGUGUACAUUGUUAUUGCAAAUGUUCCUGCCUACCCGCAGCUACUUGUUCUCAGCCCUUUGCCCCUCAGGCAUGGGCAGCUGAGAGGGAGAGGAGGAAUGAGCAGCCGGCCAGGAGACUUCCUCUAAGGCAGCUCAGCCGCAGGUGGGAUAGAAGUAAAGUAGAAAUUGCUCUGGGUGAUUCUUUCCUCUUUACACUCACAACUCCUCUCUCCCAUGCUCUUUCCACGCUGCCCACGUGGAGAUUUUUUGACCUGUGACCAUGCACAGGUUUGUGUAGCCAAAUUCUAACUGAGAAGGCAAAACCAAUAAUUAUUUAUUAAAAGGUGGUUUUUCAAAUCGAUUUCUACCUGUGCCAGGAAGGGAGGAAUAGCAAUGUUACUUCCAAGAAGUACGCACUUUCCACAGCUAGCAGGAUACAUAUUUGUAGCUCCUGGGUAUUUGUUUACAUAAAAGCACGAUAAAACAGCCAUAAAUUGAUUUUCAAAGAAUUAAUUUAGAUUACAGCUAAA